AUGGUAUAUACACAUUCACAUUUUGUUGCUUUUUAACAAGUUUUGGCAUUUGACACGUAUUGUAUUUUCGCCCAGCUGCUUUCAAUAUAAUAACAGCAAACAAAUAAACGAAAAUGUGGGACCAGUUAGCGAGAUAUCGCAAUAACUUUCUGCAAUACGAGAUCAAGGAUGUGAUGAGGCCGACCUCCAUCAAUAGCCUGCAGGAGAAGGAGUGGACUCAGGCCAUGGAGAAACGGAAUAUGUGUCGGUGCAUGCCGUAUUGCUGCAGUUCAACUUCCACGCACCUGGAGGAUCGUGCUCAAUUGGCCUACGGCUGGUUUGCACUGCCCAAGCUGCUCAAGGAACUGGACAGUGAUGUUCGCCUGACCCACUGGAGGGCAGUCGUUUCAUUGUCAGAAUUUCUUCUAAAUCCACUGAAUGCACAGAGAGCCAUCAUCGAAAUGGACCUAGUGAGAAAAUUAAAGAAUGCCUUUAUGCGCAUGAGAUUGAAGCAUCACGCAGAGGAGCAUCGGGAGUUGGAGAUGUAUCUUAGGAUUUAUAAUAUACUCUCCCGCAAUCUGGAUGGAGCCGAGAAUAUAGCCAGCCGCAAGUGCCUUAGGGUGGAGUUCUAUAAAAUAAUUAAAAGCCAAGAGUCGAUUAAGGAUGAUUUGACUUCAGAGAUAUUGCGAAAUUUGACAUGCAAGCCUAAAGUUCAGGGUAUAUUCUUGGAGGAUCCUGAAAACUUUUCCGCCUUGUCUGAGAUCUAUAAGCAGGAUCCGUGUCGUCCGCAUUAUCCUGUGCAUUUGUGGCACCACCUAUGCCACAUGCUGGAAGUGGCACCCGAUCAGGGAAUCGAGUUGGGCUUCUUUGAGCUGCUCCACAAAAGGAUCCUAAAUCGCUUGUCCAAUUUCUGGGACAUGAAUACCAAGGCAUUUGCGCUGCUCCUCUGCUGUGCCGAAGGACAGCGGCGUUUCGAUGCGGUGGAUGGUGUAAAGCUGCUUUACGACGUCUUUGCCCAGCCCGAUGAGAAUCCGCGGCAGUUGCUGCCCCGCCAGAAGGUGGAAAACUGGGAAUAUACGGUACUGGCCCUGCUGAAUGGCCUCCACAGUAAGCGGGCCUUGUGGCGCAGCAGGGAGUUCACCCAACUGCCGUGUUAUGUGGGCCGUCUGAUGGCCUCCACGACCGAUAAUCCCCGCCUGCAACUUUAUUGCCUAAAAGUGUUCCGGGAGCUGGGCGUAAUGCCCUGCAUUAAGCGCUAUAUUAUUGGGAACUGGCUGCAGGACAUUUGCCACUUGUUCUGCCUGGAUGCUGAGGCGGAAUGCGCUCGGGAUUCUCUGGUCGAUUGGCUGCGCCGGGACAUAGCCGAUAGUAGUUAAAACACCCGUUUGUAGUUACUUUCACCUAAAGCGGAUUGUUUGUUACUUGGAAAACAUCGCUUUUCCCCGCUUUCUACCGCUCAGAUAAAUUUGAACCGUUUCAAAACCACCCCUGCUGUCCCAAAGAGAAACCGGUUGAAAGAGGGGUAGUAAUCCUGGUAAAAAGAGAGAGAUGGGUAGUAAUCUUGUUAAAAGACAGAGAGAGAGCUUUGUCAGCUGUUUUGAAAAAAAAGUAAAUUGUAGUAAAUAUUUAGCAAACACUCCAA
Drosophila yakuba is the source of this 1621-nucleotide messenger RNA. RefSeq lists its product as uncharacterized. The transcript has 5 exons. The record is from RefSeq and is a predicted model, not a curated record. Lineage: Eukaryota; Metazoa; Arthropoda; Insecta; Diptera; Drosophilidae. Bases 114 to 1355 code for a protein of 413 amino acids.